CCAAGCUCACAAUCUUCAUAUUCGCACAAAACAACACGCAAACCAAAAAUAUACACAACAACAACAGAAGAUAUAGUUAUUUUUGAAAAAAAUCAACCUGUAUCUAUUGAUUUACCACCGGAAUUAUUUAACAGCGGAUUUCAAUUAAUUACAAACGUUUCAAAGAGAAUUGGAGACUUUAUGUUGGAUUCCGGAUUUCGCGCUCAUCGAUUAUUAGAGUCAAUGAGACCAUUCUUUUGGAAAAUUUUUGGAAAGAAAGGUUUCGUAAUCGAAGCAACAACGGAUAAACCAAUAUUUACAGAUCCUAACGAAAAAAACGAAAUUAAAAAAUAACUUAAAAAAUAACAACAUCUCUAGAUUGGUGGUGCUCAAUUUACUAUGUAUUAAAUUUUAUAUCUUAGGUAGAUUAAUUGUACAGCAAUUUUAUGUAAAAGAAAGUUUUAAUAGAAAUUGUUUUUAUUUA
This is a messenger RNA of Onthophagus taurus, 463 nucleotides long. Lineage: Eukaryota; Metazoa; Arthropoda; Insecta; Coleoptera; Scarabaeidae. The record is from RefSeq and is a predicted model, not a curated record.